Molecule: messenger RNA, 891 nt
Organism: Rodentolepis nana
Lineage: Eukaryota; Metazoa; Platyhelminthes; Cestoda; Cyclophyllidea; Hymenolepididae
Source: the annotation of a GenBank genome assembly
UCAGCAAUUGAUGAUCGAUCUCGGCAAUUGAAAGAUGCUGCCUUUAACCUGAAUUUGCUUGGAGAAAUUUCAGAUCUUAUUCAAGAAAUAAAUUCAAAAUCAACCGAGGUUGAUAGACUUGUCAAUGUUAAAUCACGACAAGCUAUCAAUUCAUCUGCCAAGAAGCUUCUUGAAGUUGAAAGGUAUCUGAUUAAUAUUGAACCCAAAGUGGACGAUAUCAAUUCUCGAGUGAAUAAAGACCUAUCUCUAACCAGUUUUCAACCAAAUUUGGCCAAGCCUUUAAAUACUAGCCGUGAUGAGUUGAGUGGUGCAAUCAAAGAUUUGAGUGACAAAAUCAACUCAGCAAAGAGAAGUCUUGUCUUUCAGCGACGAAUCUUUGACUUUGACGAGAAAACUGAGGAUCAACAGCACGAUAUUACCACCGCUCUUGCUUUUGUCAGUGCAGUUGACAUUGGAGACGAUCAUGAGCAAAUUGAAAAAUUAAAGAACCGUUGGCAAGUAUUUCUAACAGAUCUUCCCCAGUUGGUAAAUCGCGUGGAUGCUAGUCUUGUUGAAGGCCAAGAUUUAUCAAAUGACCUGGAGAUUUUGACGAAUUGCAGACCAUCAGACUUACAGCCCACGAGGUCUAAGGAAGAAAUUUUCGGGCUGACAAUUAAAGAGAUGGCAACACAACCUCAGUCUACGUAUCCAUUUUGCAAUGACGAAUCUGUCAAGACUGGUUUAGAUCAGGUACGAGCUCAAAUCGAAUGUCUGGCGCGAGAUAAAGGACUACUGCAAGAGCAAGUCCGUCUUGUUCAGGGAAGAAUUGAUCACACAGCUGAUAUUUCGCGUUUUAGCACUCUUGGGAAGGUUCCGUUGCCUCUUGGCCUGGGCACCUUCGUGGCUCACUGA